AUGCUUUGGGCACUACUGGUUCUCCUCUGCAGUAUCGUGCACAGCUCAGAUCAGAAUCAUUUGGAACUUUCAGAGAGGUUAUCAGGUUUUCACGGGCAGGCCUCCUUGGCACAACAAAUUUUUCAAAGACAGAAAGUGGCACCAGAAAGAGCUUUGGACAAAGGAUCGUGUUCCACCUGGGGCACUGGACAUUUCUCAACAUUUGACAACUACCUGUAUGAUUUCUCUGGGACUUGCAAUUACAUCUUUGCCACUGUAUGCAAUGACAUCACCCCAGAUUUCAACAUUCAGUUCCGUCGUGGUUUGAACAAAAAAAUUAGAAGAAUCAUCAUUGAGUUGGGACCCAAUGUUAUCAACAUUGAAAAUGGUGUCAUAUCAAUCAAGGAUGUUGGUAUUAUCAGGUUGCCAUAUACCAGAAAUGGAAUUCAGAUUACACCUUUUGGACGCAUCAUCCGCCUAGUGGCUAAGCUGAUGGAGAUUGAGCUCGCAGUUUUCUGGAAUAAUGAUGACUACCUCAUGGUUUUGAUUGAGCAAAAAUACAUGACAAGAACAUGUGGAUUGUGUGGGAACUUUGAUGGACAAGAAUUAAAUGAGUUUCUGAAUGAAGAUAAACUUCUGGACCCACAUAAAUAUGCUGCCUUACAGAAAAUUGAUGAUCCUACAGAGAUCUGUCCUUUUGAGGAGAUGGUAGUUCCUAAUGUUCCUCGCAAGAAAUAUGCCAGGAGCUGCACCCAACUUCUAAGCCUUGUCUCUCCGUCUUGCAAUAUCUCAAGGAAAGGGUUUGUCAUCCGUUGCCAACUUGACAUGCAAGACUGUACUGAUCCAGGGCAGAGAAACUGUACUUGUGCUACCCUUUCAGAAUACUCCAGACAGUGUGCCAUGUCCCAUCAGGAAGUGUCUGAUUGGAGGAACAAUGACUUCUGCUCUCUGGGAAGAUGUCCAGCUAACCAAAUCUAUAAAGAAUGUAGUUCUCCCUGUCUCAAAACAUGUUCCAAUCCAGAGUAUAGCUGUUCCAGCUACUGUACAUAUGGCUGCUUCUGCCCAGAAGGUACUGUUUUGGAUGACAUUUCAAGAAAUCGAACAUGCAUUCCUAUUGAACAAUGUCCAUGCACACUAAAUGGGGAAACAUAUGCUCCUGGUAAUACCAUGAAAGCAACUUGUAGAACCUGUAAAUGUACAAGGGGCCAGUGGAGCUGCACGGAACUUCCAUGUCCCGGCAGAUGUUCCUUGGAGGGAGGUUCUUUUGUCACCACGUUUGAUUCUAGGCCAUACCGUUUCCAUGGAGUUUGCACGUACAUUCUUAUGAAGAGUCCCAUGUUACCACACAACGGAACCCUGAUGGCUGUGUAUGAAAAGUCUGGUUAUUCCAGUUCAGAGACAUCACUGACAGCAAUCAUUUAUGUCUCAGGAAAAGACAAAAUUGUGAUUUCCAAAAAUGAAGCUUUAAAGAAUGAGGAUGAACUUAAGUGGUUACCUUAUAAAUCAGGAGGCAUCACCAUCUUCAGACAGUCAUCUACACACAUUCAAAUGUAUACAACCUUUGGGUUGGAAUUGGUAAUUCAAGUUACUCCAGUGUUUCAAGUUUAUAUUAAAGUUGGACCUCAGUUCAAAGGCAAUACCCAAGGGUUGUGUGGUAACUACAAUGGAGAAACUACGGAUGACUUCAUGACCAGCAUGGAUAUUAUUGAAGGAACAGCACCUCUUUUUGUGGAUUCUUGGAGAUCGGACAAUUGCCCCCAUGCCAUAGAAAGAGAUACAGAUCCUUGUUCUAUGAGUCAACUAAACAAAAUGUGUGCAGAGACCCACUGUUCUAUUCUUAUCAAGAAGGAUACAGUGUUUGAGAAAUGUCAUCAUGUGGUGAAUCCUGUUCCAUUUUACAAGAGAUGCAUAUACCAAGCUUGUAACUAUGAAGAGACCUUUCCUUAUAUUUGUUCUGCUUUGGGAUCAUAUGCCCGUGUGUGUGCUUCAAUGGGACUGCUUCUUGAGAAUUGGCGGAGUACAGUAGACAACUGUACCAUUUCUUGUACUGGAAAUCAGACAUUCAGCUACAAAACUCAAGCCUGUGACCGGACAUGCCUGUCCCUCUCCAAUCGAGACCCAGAGUGCCACACAACUGACAUCCCUGUUGAUGGCUGCAAUUGUCCAAAAGGAACCUACCUCAAUCACAAAAAUGAGUGUGUCCGUAAAUCCCAGUGCCCUUGCUACUUAAAAGACAGAAAAUUCAUUCACGCUGAUCAGUCAACCAUCAUUGCUGGAAUUACCUGUCAUUGCAUUAAUGGGAAUCUGAGCUGUACUGGCAAACCUGUAGACCCCGCAGAAAACUGCAAGCCUCCCAAAAAAUAUAUUUCAUGCUCGGCGCCCUCAGGAAGCAAAUAUGGAGCUGCCUGUGCACCAACCUGCCAAAUGCUGGCCACUGGGAUUGCAUGUGUCCCCAGCAAGUGUGAAUCAGGAUGUGUUUGCCCUGAUGGACUAUAUGAGAAACUAGAUGGUACAUGUGUGCCACCUGAUGAGUGUCCUUGUGAAUAUGGUGGCAUCUCAUAUGCAAAAGGAGAGGAGAUUCACAUUGAAUGCAAGACCUGCACCUGCACAAGAGGAAAAUGGCAAUGUAUCCAAAAUUCCAGGUGUUCUUCAACAUGCAGCCUCUAUGGGGAAGGUCAUAUCACCACGUUUGAUGGGCAACACUUUGUGUUUGAUGGCAACUGUGAAUACAUACUAGCUAUGGAUGGGUGUGGCAUGAGUGGCACUCCCCACACUUUUAAAAUAGUGACUGAGAAUGUUGUCUGUGGAAAUACCGGGGUCACGUGUUCCAGGGCAAUCAAGAUUCACCUUGGGAAUCUGACAAUAACUUUAGCAGACAGAAAAUACACUGUUUCUGGUGCAAAUCCUAGGACAGAGUUCUUCAUAGAAGAGAACACCCUCCACUUGAUUAUUGAGAUCACAAUCCCUGGCAAAUACGACAUGAGCCUUAUCUGGAACAGGCACAUGAACAUAUUCAUCAAGAUAUUCAGAGAAACAAAGGAUCACCUCUGUGGUUUAUGUGGUAAUUACAAUGGGAAUAUAAGAGAUGACUUUGAAACUCGGAGUAGGUAUGUGGCAUCCAAUGAAUUGCAGUUUGUGAAUUCCUGGAAAGAGGAUCCACUUUGUGGGGAUGUGUUCUUUGUGGCUGAUCCAUGUAGCAACAAUCCCUAUCGCAAAGCGUGGGCAGAAAAGCAGUGCUCCAUCAUCAACAGUCAAGUAUUUGCUGCCUGCCAUAGCAAGGUGUACCGCAUGCAUUAUUAUGAAGCCUGUGUCCAGGAUUCAUGUGGAUGUGACACUGGAGGAGACUGUGAAUGCAUGUGUGAUGCUAUUGCAGUGUAUGCAAAAGCUUGUUUAGAAGCUGGUGUCUGUAUUGACUGGAGAGCCCCAGAUUUCUGUCCCGUCUACUGUGACUACUUCAACAGCCAUAAGAAGAAUGGCAUGGAUGGCACCUAUUAUAACUAUGUUAAUGAACUGAAUUGCACCUGGCAUUAUCGUCCUUGUAAAUGUCCGUUCCAGCUACUAAACUACACACAGGUCAACAUAGAAGGCUGUUACAACUGUUCUCAAGAUGAAUACUAUGAUCAUAAGAAGAAAGCCUGUGUGCCUUGUGUCUCAACACAUUCCUCAACAAGACCCACCAGCCACACGCCAAAAACAACAAUAACCUCUUCCCCAUCCACAAUCUCCAGAACUACUGUGUCUCCGCGGACUGCAACAACCAGCACGCCGAAGACCUCUCCCCCAAUGUCAACCCCUGCACCGCCCACGACUACACCUGUUCCCACUACUGUUUCCACCCACCCCACUACACUCAGCACACCCACCCCGACCACUACAACAGCACCCCACACCUCCAGCACACCCAUCACUUUGACUACUAAAACUCUUCCCACUACCACAACCGUGCCCACAACUCCCACCUCCACUUCCACCAGCACGACAGUACCCACUCCCACCACCACAACUAUUACCACGACUCGCCCUACCCCCACAGAAACGUCCAGUCCUCCAACCACCACAACCCCCGUGACCACAACCAUCACAACGAGCAGCGGGACCAAUGUUCUUUUUCUCUUGCGUUACAGCACCACCGAAAGUCACUGCUUCUGUUCCAACACCAACUUCUACAGAGCAUCCUCGCCCAAGUACAGCACCCCUAGUUGGAGUAUCAACAACAGGUCAGUACUGCACGACAGUACCCACUCCCACCACCACAACUACUACCACGACUCGCCCUACCCCCACAGAAACGUCCAGUCCUGCAACCACCACAACCACCACGACCACAACCAUUACAACGAGCAGCGGUAA
Rhineura floridana is the source of this 4329-nucleotide messenger RNA. RefSeq names its product mucin 6, oligomeric mucus/gel-forming (gene MUC6). The record is from RefSeq and is a predicted model, not a curated record. The coding region runs from base 1 to 4329 and encodes 1442 amino acids. The transcript is spliced from 32 exons. Lineage: Eukaryota; Metazoa; Chordata; Lepidosauria; Squamata; Rhineuridae. Gene Ontology annotation, molecular function: protein binding. Gene Ontology annotation, cellular component: extracellular matrix.